Messenger RNA from Penicillium soppii, 438 nucleotides. RefSeq lists its product as uncharacterized. NCBI's taxonomy places the organism in Eukaryota, Fungi, Ascomycota, Eurotiomycetes, Eurotiales, Aspergillaceae. The record is from RefSeq and is a predicted model, not a curated record. The transcript has a single exon. The coding region runs from base 1 to 438 and encodes 145 amino acids.
AUGGAGCAAAUAUUUCCCGACCUGAGUGCCUUGGUAGAGCGGGGGGUUUUGCAGAAGGAAGGCGGGGUCACCCAGCUGACCUCAGCCAGCUGGCAAAUAUCACGCUUUCACAACGCCAUUAAAGAUUGGUUCCACUAUAAGGGCCGUACCUUUGAAGCGAGCCUAUACGAUCGAUUCCAAAGAGCACAUGCUAAGUGGGAGCGGAAAGCCAGCACAGUGGAGAUCAACCACCAACUCGAGGCUCAUGAGGGUAGUUCUCAGGAUUGUGAAAAGUGUGGAGAAGCAUCGGAUGAACCGCAGAGAAAAGACUACUUUCCUGAAGAGCCUCGUAGUAGCCAACUGAGUGAAGUUCUGGGCUCCGUGAUUGGCGUGGGACACUUGGAUGGAGUAGAUGGAGAUUUGAUUGCUCGACGUGGUAAGAAGAUUCGGCGCAGGUAG